Saccharomyces mikatae IFO 1815 is the source of this 1500-nucleotide messenger RNA. RefSeq names its product ammonium permease MEP2 (gene MEP2). The transcript has a single exon. Gene Ontology annotation, biological process: ammonium transmembrane transport. Lineage: Eukaryota; Fungi; Ascomycota; Saccharomycetes; Saccharomycetales; Saccharomycetaceae. Bases 1 to 1500 code for a protein of 499 amino acids. Gene Ontology annotation, molecular function: ammonium channel activity. Gene Ontology annotation, cellular component: plasma membrane. The record is from RefSeq and is a predicted model, not a curated record.
AUGUCCUACAAUUUUACAGGUACCCCUACAGGCGAGGGGACAGGUGGUAACUCAUUGACGACUGACUUAAACACGCAGUUUGAUUUGGCUAACAUGGGGUGGAUCGGUGUUUGCGCAGCCGGUGUCUGGAUUAUGGUCCCAGGUAUUGGUCUAUUAUAUUCCGGUUUGUCAAGAAAAAAACAUGCUCUAUCACUGCUUUGGGCCUCUAUGAUGGCAUCCGCAGUGUGUAUUUUCCAGUGGUUCUUUUGGGGAUAUUCACUGGCUUUCUCACAUAAUACUAGAGGUAACGGUUUCAUUGGUACUUUAGAAUUCUUUGGGUUCCGUAAUGUUUUGGGGGCUCCAUCCAGUGUCAGCUCACUUCCUGACAUUUUGUUUGCUGUCUACCAGGGUAUGUUUGCUGCUGUCACCGGUGCUCUAAUGCUGGGUGGUGCUUGCGAAAGAGCAAGAUUAUUUCCCAUGAUGGUAUUUUUAUUUCUAUGGAUGACUAUUGUCUAUUGUCCCAUUGCAUGCUGGGUUUGGAAUGCCGAGGGCUGGUUGGUUAAACUAGGUAGUUUGGACUAUGCUGGUGGUUUAUGUGUCCACUUAACCUCCGGUCAUGGUGGGUUAGUUUACGCCCUGAUAUUGGGUAAGCGUAAUGACCCUGUUACACGUAAAGGGAUGCCUAAAUACAAACCACAUUCCGUCACUUCUGUUGUUUUGGGUACAGUUUUCUUAUGGUUUGGUUGGAUGUUCUUCAACGGUGGUUCUGCAGGAAAUGCUACGAUACGAGCAUGGUACUCUAUUAUGUCUACAAACUUGGCCGCUGCUUGCGGUGGGUUGACCUGGAUGGUUAUCGAUUACUUCAGAUCUGGUAGAAAGUGGACUACAGUUGGUCUAUGUUCAGGUAUCAUUGCCGGUUUAGUGGGUAUCACUCCAGCUGCUGGUUUCGUUCCAAUUUGGUCCGCUGUUGUUAUCGGUGUUGUCACUGCUGCAGGUUGUAAUCUUGCCGUUGAUUUGAAGAGUCUAUUGCGUAUCGAUGAUGGUCUAGACUGUUACUCUAUCCAUGGUGUAGGUGCCUGUAUUGGUUGUGUGUUGACUGGUAUCUUUGCUGCUGAUUACGUCAAUGCCACUGCAGGCUCUUACAUCAGUCCAAUUGAUGGUGGCUGGAUAAAUCAUCAUUAUAAGCAAGUUGGUUAUCAAUUAGCUGGUAUGUGCGCUGCAUUAGCCUGGACUAUUACCGUCACAUCCAUAUUGCUACUAACUAUGAACGCCAUUCCAUUCUUGAAGUUGAGAUUAAGCGUCGAUGAGGAAGAGUUAGGUACUGACGCUGCCCAAAUUGGUGAGUUUACCUACGAAGAAUCCACUGCUUACAUUCCAGAACCAAUCAGGUCAAGAACAUCUGCUCAGAUGCCACCUCCUCAUGAGAACAUUGAUGACAAGAUAGUCGGCAACACAGACGCGGAAAAGAAUUCUACGCCUUCUGACGUGUCUUCCACCAAGAACACUGACCAUAUAGUAUGA